Molecule: messenger RNA, 1687 nt
Organism: Cetraspora pellucida
Lineage: Eukaryota; Fungi; Glomeromycota; Glomeromycetes; Diversisporales; Gigasporaceae
Source: the annotation of a GenBank genome assembly
AUGUCUGAAAUAAAGGUCGAAAGUGCAGCGCAACUUGAAAAUGAAAUAAAAAAAAUUCAAGAAACAUUUCAAGUAAAAGAAACAGAGCAUACGUGGCAGUUGUUUGAUGAUGCGUUAAAACGUUUGGCUUCUUUGAGUCGUGGCGGUGCUAUCAACUAUGAAAAAACAUUCAUAUCUGGGAUAAAAUCUUUGAGGCAGCCUAUUCUGGAUUCGAUACUUACGGAUCGGACGCGAUUGUCUGGAACGGCAACAGAAUUAGUUGAAGAACUUGGCAGAGUUCUCGGACCGAAAUUCGAUACACUUGCGGAAUCGUUCGUGCCAGCUAUCCUGAAGCUAUGCACGCGCGCAAAUAAAAUUUUUAUUAGUAGAGCUCAAAAAUGUAUGAUGACAAUAAUUCGAGGGUGCCAUGUUCCGAACUUGAUUCCAAAAUUUAAAGAAGCAUUGCAAGGUCAAAGUAAAAUAUUGAGAACUUGCGCAUCUGACUUUGUUCUCGUUAGUAUUGAGGUAAAUGAUGUUGGAAAUUUGAAUAAUUAUAUUGCUGAUUUGGAGUGGAUUAUUAGAGAGGGGGCAAUAGAUUCUGCGCCAGCUGUCAGGGCAACCUCAAAGAAAAUUUUAGAGAUUUACAAAGUAAAAUUUGAUUUACGACUAGAGGAGUUUGUUAACACAUUAUCUCCUAAUGCGAAAAAAAAUUUGGGAAUUCAGGAACGAACAAGUAAUCAGCGUCCACGUAUUAAAACAUUACAAAAAAGUCGUAAAUAUAAUGUGCAACAAAUGCAGGAUGACGUCAUUAUAUACAUGAAGAAUGAUGAAAAUGCUAAAGACAAAAAACCCAAUAAUGUCAUAUCUGAAAAAACGGCAACGGUUCAAGAUGAUAUUACAUGUACUGGAGCUGGAGUUGUUCAACGUGUCAAGUCCAAAGAUCGAGCAGGAACAAAUCAAGAAGAAAAAACAAAAGCUAGUCGAGUUUUGAAUACUAGCAAAUCCAACAAUGCGAAACCUACACGACCACCCUUACCAUCCCGCACGAUAAAUGUACCAGUCGUAAGCUCUAAUAAGACCAAACCUGUACAAACAUCAACAAACAAGAAAAAAUCUGCGCCGUUUUCCUCAUAUAAACCACCUUUGGUGAAGGAGUCAAAGGUUGCUAUAAAUUCUAUACCAAAACCAUCAAAAGUGACAGCAACUGCCACGUCAACAGCAGAAGGGCUGACAACUACGGCAACCAUAUCGGUGUCAAUUUCUGCUGCAUCUACUCCGGACCGAACACAAUCAAUGUCCAAAUAUGCGCCUUCAAGCGCACGUAUUUUCGGCAGAACAAAAGAUCGUCAAUAUACACCAUAUGAAAAGCCUGCCAUCGGAUUCGCUACGCGGAAAUAUAAAAACAAAAUACCACAAGAUUCUUCGGAAUUAAGUGCAAAAUUAAACGCUUAUGCUAACAAAAUAAUUGAAGAAUUGACUGGGCAACGUGAAAAUAUUGAAGACAAUGAAAAUAUGACUUUGGAACUUAUUCCAAAAUUAGAAGAACAAAUUUUCGAGACCAAUACGCAAAGAAGUAGGGUAUCUCUUAAACAAGCACUAUCAGCCACGCAAUUAAUUACUCCUAUACCAUCGAAGCCUUCCCCUCCACUUACAUUUAUUGAUCCUGUAAAGUUUUUGGAAGAUGUUCGUGGGGCUGAUGUUAGGGAUG